GCCCCAGCUCGAGAGAACUUCUGGGGUCACAGGAGUUAAUGAAGCCCCUGCAUCAUGUUCAGUGUUGAGGAUCUCCUGAUUUCUCAUGGAUACAAAUUGUCUAAAACUCCUGCCAGUUUGUAUGAGAACAGAUGCGAUGGAUAUCAACAUGAAGUUGCAGAGAGGAGGUCAGCUCAUGGAACACUGAAUGGAUUUGCAGCCAACCCUGGAUCCUAUGUUUGUGCAGAAAAACCAGCCACAAAAAGCUACCAGAAUGACAAUGAAAGUAGUUAUAUUGGCCAAGGGCAGAAACCUGGUCCCAGUUACCAGAAUGACUUCCGGAGGUUGGCCAAUACGUGUGCUUCAGAAGGGAGGUUUUAUGACCAACCUCAGCUAGCUUCUUCUUCGCACCCAAAGACAGAUAAAGAUCUUGCCUACUGGAGAAGAAGAGGCCAAGAUUUUAGUGCAUUGUUUGGCUAUACUGACAGAGGAGACUCUGAAAUGAAAGGGAUAGCUGCACCCCGUGCCUUAUAUGGGCAUGAUAAAGAUGGUCAAUGGGAAGUAGGAGGAGGGACAGAGAGAAUGAGGAGAGCUGGCUUGCAGGAGAACUGGAAACCACCUGGUGACUACAGGUGGCAUAGUUUGAGAACAGAAGGCUGGAACUUACCAACCAAGUUAGGGAGGCUCAUGUCUGAUGGUGACAGAGAGAGGUUGCUUCAAGAUCCAUACUCCAUCAGGCAUGGUGGAGAAACCCCUGUUGCUUCCCAUAAUAAAGGGAAAUCUCAAUCUUUGCCAAGAGUUCUUUCACCAGAGAGCCUGAGGUGUGUUGAAAUGCCCUCCUUGGUGAACAAUCACUCGUCAAGUGGGACUAAAACAAUAUUUUGUCCCCAAACUGGGUUGGCCCAGGAGACCUCCAAACACUCCGAGCCAACCGCUCCUUUCCUUCCUUUGCCCAAGCCCAAGUAUGGCCGACCUCUUAAACCUCCUUCAUAUGAGCUUCAUCGGCAAACCAGGGGGAUGCUGGAAACGAAUUUGCUUCAGGACGGCCCACAGAAAGAGGAAGCCGCCUCUUAUUUGACUAAGGGUAACGAGCCCAGUCAAGAUGGCUCCACUCAAGACUCCAGUCUGGAACCCCCUGGGUACAUCCCACCUCCGUGUUACAAAUCUCCAGCCCAGAAAAGUACAAAUCAACAUUUGUCCAUCGAAGUGCCUGAGUAUGAUGUGUGCUUUAAUAACGGUUUGCAGCAUCCAGUGGAAAGAGCCAUCCUUGGUUAUCAGCCCUCUGUUAGUAAUUUAGAGACUAGAGAGCAGCGCUGUAAAAACGAACAGAUUCCUCACGACAAGAAAAGGCAUCGUAAGCAUGCGGAGAGCUACCUGUCCUCUGUCCAGUACAUUCCAUUUGAUGACCCUCGAAUAAGGCAUAUUAAAAUAGCACACGCAGAUAGUCUCCAGGAGGGCAAAGUGACUGGAGAUGCCUACAGAAUAAGUCCCCGUGCCUUCCAAGAGAGUGCUCUGGAGCUUGAGUUCAACAGUGCCUUUUUGGAUACGUCAGAUUCACUUGAUAGUACUGCUAUGAAAUCCAGCCAGGUCUCUGGCGGCUCUGUAAACAGUAGCAGAUGGCUAGCAGAGUCGAAAGCAGAUCAAGACAAUUGUGCCUUACCCAUCCAAAGAGACUGUUGUGAUGCAGGUAAUGACACCAGUCCCAAAUAUUCCAAAAGUGGGCUGCUUGCACAAAGCCCCCGUACGGAACUGUCCUGUGAGACUGUUACUAAAGUAAAAACGUUUGAACCUGGAACAGAGGUCCAUAGCAAGAGGAGUUCAAAGAAAAAAAUGAAUGAGACUAUAUUUUGCUUGGUCUCCGUCCCAGUUAAAUCAGAACUCAACCUGCAAGAUACUGAUAGGAACAACAACUUAACACAGGGUGCUGUUGAGAAGAAUGGAUUUGAUAACAGCGGGGUCCUGCAGGAACAAAGCCUCCUAAGUACCUCCUCCACAGACUUGGAGCUCCAAGCCCUGACAGGAAACAUGACCAAUAAGAACGAGGUACAAAAACAAGAGUCGUGGAGACCCGAGUUCAAACAAACAAAUGACCUCAGACUCUUGCAGUCUGCAAAGCACAAAGAACUUCGCUACUCUGGCUCAUGGCCAGGUGACCAGUAUAAAGACCAACAAACACAGACCAGCUUCACAGAAGAACCAAAACACCUGCAGCUUUCCCAUGGCUUAGAACCUGCCAGACUCACUAAGGGGCCAGCUACCCAGUGGUUAAGAAAUGCAGUGUCCACCACGGAACCAGUAACGUUGACAGUGUUACCUGCUGAUGUCAGAAAAUGUUGGCAGGAUGCGUACAGGGUGAAAAGUGAAGGGUACCUUGACACCUCCAGUGGUAGGACAUGUUCUAGGACUGCAGCAGUUGCCCCAAAGGCAUGCCAGAAGAACGCACCUUGUGGAUCGUGCUCGAGCCUUCCUGGGCAGGAAAGAGAAACCAGUUCUGUUCUCAGGGAGGAAGCCAGCCCUGCCCGCAGCAGCAAGGAACUGUUUGGGCAGUUCCUUCUGAAGCCUGUUGGCCGACGCCCUUGGGAUGUGAUAAGUGAAUUAGAAAGUUUUAACAAGGAGCUUCAAGAGCAGGAAGAAAGUAGCGAAGAUGGUGUGGAAAAUGAGGAGAAGCGGAAGAGAGGCGAGGAGAAGGAAGGAAGUCAAGAGGGCGGGACCUGUAGAACAGAGGGAAUGAGCCAGGACUGCAGAUCCACUAGGCAGUCACAGACUGAUACGCUAGUUUCUCCUGUAUUUCAGCAGGUCAGCGAGAAAAGCAAAGCUGAACCUUUGAGUCAGUCUGAAAGGUCAAGCACCAGGGGCCUAGGCAGUGACUUUCAUAUUUGUGGUAGAUCACAAAGCUGUUUUCAGGCAAAAGAGGUUGGUGAAUCAGUUAGGCCAGGAGAUGGGUAUGUUAUUGCAGGACCACGAAAACAGGAAACUGGGGAAAGGAUAAUAAAACAGGUGAUUAGUCCCUGCCCAUUUAAAAAAAUUCUGUUGGAUAGCUACAGGGAUGAGAAUCAUGACAAUCCAUUCAAUGGGAUCAACCUCAGGGAAACUGCUCAAGUUAAAACCCACAGAAACGAUGUGGUUCACUUUGAUAGGAUUAAGAAUAAUACGGUGCCCUGGAAUAACCUAGCUUUAGAAAGAGGGUCUGGAGGACGCUUGUCCCUAACGAACAGGAAUCAUGGUCUGUCUGAGCCAGAUUUGAGAUCCGUAGGGCUAGAGAGUGGCCACACACCUGGCACUGUGGACCUUGAGGAUGGGAAGCCCGGAGUCACAGAGAUUCCCCCAAAUGAGUCACUUCAGGAAAGAGCUGCCAGGAUUUUGGGUAUAGAGGUGCCCGUGGAGUUGCUUGCGCUCAAUAGCAGUGCUCUUCAGAAUAAACAUCUGGACUCUGAUAACAUUCCUCAGAGCUUUGAAUUGUCAGCAGAGAAGGCAGAAGCCACUUCUUAUGAGGGAAGGAGGAAGUGUGGCUGGACAGAAAGCUCUCUUUUUGUUGGAGACAGAAAUGUCUUGUUGGGGUCUUUUGAAGACCAGAAAUCUGAUGAAGAAGCUGUGUUAGAUAAGCAUCAUUUUGAGCCUCACCAAGGUCUUGAUAGGCAAGGAGAAGACCAAACUCCCCUUCCCGAAUCAGUUGUCCUUCCAUUUUCCGAAAGAAAUUUAGUCCUGUCAGGAGUGGAAAAAAGAGCCAGAAGCACUUCAAAGGUGAUUGAGACUUUGCAAGGUAAACUUGCGUCUCCACCGAGCCGGGCCGCCAUGGAUCGCUUGGUGAGGAUGAAAGAAGUUGACUCCGUUUCUCGCAUGAGGCGUCUGAGCAUCAAAAAUGCUGAUUCUAUUGAAGAGGGAGAUGAAGAAAAACAGGCAAAGAGGGUGGAAGAAAGAGGAAGCAGCACCUCUUCUGGUAGUAACGAACUAGCCCGCAAGAUGUCGCAUGGAAGUUCUGUUUCCAAGCGCAUAAUCUCACUGGCUGAAAAUGGACUCUCGGACAACAUAAGUGACAGGAAAACGGGAAGAGAUUUAUUUUGUUUAGAUACAUAUGAUCCCACCCGAGUGGAAAGGGUGUGAUGUGAAAGAGUGGCGCAAGAGAUUUCCACCCUCCAUGGAGCCUUUGGCUGGUUUCCAUCAUAUGGGAAUUGCUUUCAGCUUGAAUGUUCUUGAGUGUACUGACAAAGCCUUUCUUCUGCCAGAGGAGAAAUGAAGUGCUUCUUAUUCCCACUGCUUUAUGGAGCUUUCAUAGAAGAGAAG
Molecule: messenger RNA, 4260 nt
Organism: Euleptes europaea (tarantolino)
Lineage: Eukaryota; Metazoa; Chordata; Lepidosauria; Squamata; Sphaerodactylidae
Gene: JCAD
Product: junctional cadherin 5 associated
Exons: 3
Coding region: 55-4080 (1341 amino acids)
Biological process (GO): positive regulation of blood vessel endothelial cell proliferation involved in sprouting angiogenesis
Cellular component (GO): ruffle membrane; adherens junction
Source: RefSeq, a predicted model, not a curated record